AUGGCCGAUAUCCCUGCCCACUUGGACGAGGGCAGGCCAAUAACCCUUCUUCCUGUGGGUUUGAAGGAAGCGGCCCUCGAUUCUCCAACAUUUAGAUCGGGGUUCACUCACUUCUCCGAGCAAUUCGACCUCGUGGAGAAAUGGCUAGAAGGCUACGUAAAGUGUACUUCAAGGUUAUCACACGAAGUUGCAAAUUUCGAAUCUUUGGUCAACGGAUUCCUUACACAGACGACACCGCCUACCUACCUUUCCGAGGCCGUCAUUGAUCAUGACUACACGUUGCUGGCAAUGAAGAGAUAUAGCGAGGGUGCGAAGGAGUUUUGGACGGCAACCAUGUCUGGACUUAGGAAAAUUCAGGUGAACAUAGUAGAACCUAUCCGGACUUUUCUCUUGAACGACCUUCGAUCGUUCAAGGAAACUAGGCGAAAUCUUCAUGUCACGCAGAAGGAGCUUGAUAACCUGCACUCACGCUACUCCGGUCAAGCCAAGACCAAGGAAGCUUCAUCUUUGCGAGAAGACGCCUUCCAACUCCAUGAAGCGCGAAAAGCCUAUUUGAAAGCAUCGAUGGACUUCAGUGUCACAGCGCCACAGCUACGAAUGGCACUAGACAAGAUGCUUGUGAAAGUAUUCGCAGAUCAAUGGCGCGACAUGCGGACCCCUCGGCAGAACAUAAGCGGCUCUAUCGGAAAGUGGGGCAGUGACAUUGAGAGAGUCAGAGGUUGGAGUCGUGAGAUGGAGAAUGGGGAAAAAUCCUUCCGACGAGAGCUCCAGACUGCCAGGAAACAGAUUGAAGAGAGCGCGGAAGCGGCGUCUCGCCCCUCACGCGAACUAGAGGAUUAUGCUGUUGGGUCAGCCUCGGCAUCCGCGGUCAGAGCGCCUUCUACUACCAACCUGCAAACGCCGGGUGGUAGACCACGAUCUGCCAGGUCUGAGAAACAAGGCUGGCUUAACUUGCGGACUGUCUCGGGAAAGCCCUCAAGGACUACAUGGCUCCGGAAAUGGUUUUUUGUGAAAAACGGCAUUUUUGGGUGGCUCGUACAAGGCACUCGAUCUGGUGGCGUUGAAGAAAGUGAGCGCAUCGGACUUCUACUUUGUAAUGUGAAGCCUGGUAAUGCGGACGACCGAAGAUACGUAUUCGAAGUGAAGACCAAAGACACCACUAUAGUCGUCCAGGCUGAGACCGCUCCUGAACUAGUGGAAUGGCUUGCAACGUUUGAGAUUGCCAAACAGAAAGCUCUUGAAGACCCAGCAAGCACGGAGUCUCCCGGUCUCGGUCCUCGGGCUCAAGAUCCUGCCUUUGCGAUCUCUCCCCCAAGCGCACCAGAAUUUGCUGCAAGUGCUGCUGAUUCUGGGAUGCCACAACACACGGACGACAACUCCGGUACAUCCGGACUGGACCGAAGCUCAACUCUCCCUGUGCCUGGAGGAGACCCUUCUGCUAAUAGGAGCAGCUUCGAUGUCACCAGUCAUCGACGCUCGUUCACCGAGAGAGAAGUAGAUGUUAGCAGAGAUCCUGCGUCGAGAAUUAUACAGAGGCUAGAUCUUCAUCGGAAGCCAUUGGGAAGUGAUAAAUCGGCUGGCUCGCUUGCUAGCCCUGGACUUUCUGGAGGCGGUAUUGCUAGUCUUAUAGCAGCCAGUCACACGUCCAUGCCCGUUGGACCUGGAGCGCUACCAACACCUCCGCCGUCCGAGACACCAGUAUCAAGGAAAUCGUCUGCACCGAUUCUUAGCAUGCGAGAUCUACCUAUGAGCACAUUAGCCCCCAACACCCUAGCAAACCCACCUGCACCCACGAAUCUUAGUGCAGCAGCUGUGAUCGUUAAUGGCGAGAAAGGUAUUGGCGUAGGUCGUAUAGAUGCGUCAGGUGGUAUGCCCAGCGGUCUCAUGGCCAACAUAUGGGGGAGUGCAAAUUGGGGUCAUCUCAAUAGGCUGGAACGUGGUGAGGUAAAAUCUCCGCAGGAGAAGCCUAUGAAGUUAUCAGACCCACCAAGCCCUAUGGCUCGCCCCUCGAAUGCUUCUUCUGCAAGCGGAUCUCCUCUUCACAACGCCGCAGUCUUGGGAGCUAGCGAUUCGGCCUCAGGCUCUAUUGGACUAGACAAGACUACCGGCAUGCCAUCAGCACCAUUCCCUUCACAUCGUAAAACUAUCAGCCUUGGUGGGGACGAGAAAAACGAGAGCUCUCAGCUAGACUAUCCCAAUUACUAUCCGCUGCAGCUCAAGAUGCAAGACGCGCAGUUCCGACUGUUGUUUCCCAAUGUGCGUCGAGAUGAAAGACUUGUAUUAGUAUUUAAGGCCACGUGGAGUCCGAACGAGCAACAAGAGUUUCCAGGAAGGAUCUUUGUCACUGCUAAAGAGAUUUAUUUUUACAGCAAUCAUUGUGGUUUAACUUUAAUCACAGGUGUCGGCCUUGACUCAAUCUCAGAGAUCACAGCGGCGACGGGAAAAGAAUGUGACUUCGUCUUCUGUCAUAUGAAGAACAAUAACAACCAAACAACCGGUUACAAUCGCAUCACGAUCAAGACCUUUAUAGAACCGCUUAGUCUGCUUCAGCGGCGACUCAACUUCUUGGUGCGGAACCGCACAUCACAAGGGAUUGGCAUUGAAGAGAUCAUGAAGACUCUCAUUAAGAUGGAGCAAGAUGAUCCGGAAAGCAGCCCGAGCAUAGACAGCUGGGAAAACGUAUCCAUCAAUACGCCCACUGAUGGCGAUUCAACCCCCAGGCGCAAUGCAUCCCACAGGGAUCAGCGAGACCUCAGAGCGAGCGUGUUAAUUGACCGAGGGCUGUAUGGGAGUAGCGCUCUCCAGCUAGACAGCGCAGGAGACAGUAGCAAAGCCUUCAAACUUCCGAAGCAGCCUAUCACAUAUGCUCCAUCCGGAAUGGACAAGUUGGUUUUGGAGAGAAAUUGGGACAUCAGCCCGAAGGCUCUGUUUCAUAUUAUGUUUGGAGAUAAGAGUGUGGUAUGGCAACUUCUGUAUCACGAACGGCGGGCUCGACACAUCAAGCAAAAACCGUGGAGUAACCAACUGGAACACGGGUACUUGCGUCGUGAUUUCGAAUAUCAGAUCGAGUAUCUGGAUAUUUUGAGACGAGUACGGAUUGCCACAGUUGAAGACCACCAGAUGGUAGAGGUGGCUAAUGAACACCUCUUAUAUGUUAUCUCGGACCGCAAGCGCCCUUGGCAUCUCCCACAUCGCGAUAGUUUCCUCCUGCUCACUAAAGUGGUCAUCACUCAUCUGGCCAAAUCAAAGUGCAAAUUGGCCGUCUAUACCAAGGUCGAGUGGACUAGACCUCCACCUCUUAUGAAGGGUAUUGUUGCCGAAGCAGCACUGAAGGGACUUGAGCUUGACGCCUUGGACUUAGCAGACGUGAUUGCGGAGCAAGUGAGGAAUUUUGCAAGUGCCCAUGGUCGAACGAAGAAGGCGAUCCAGAUCUUUGGCUCGGUUGGGCUCCAGACGCAAGUUUCUUUGUUUGCUGGGAACGAUGCGCCAUUGACAUCGCAGUUGCGGCGUAAAAUGAGGCGCCGAACUUUGACAGCGCUCGCUUUCGAGUCUCUUGGUUCGCUUUUGGAAAGUGUCGCCACCUCGGCAGUGCAGAUAGUGUUUGACCUUGUACGAUGGACCUGGAAAACGAUCGACGCAAAUAGCGUUCUGCUCGCCAUUCUGGCAACGAGUGUCUUCGUCAACGUCAUCUUCUCUUCAACGGGCACGUCCGAGUGGUGGAGGGAACGGAAAGCUGGCAAUUUUAUGACUAGGUUGGGAGUCGGGCCAGACCUCACAAUGAGCAAAGCCGUCUACCUGCAUGAGAUUCAUGAAUUUAACGCUCUGGAACUUGACCUUCGAGAAGCUUCUAGCAGUCAAUGUCGAGAUACCUUUAGUAGCGUCAUGAAUCUUGGAAAUGAUUAUGCACAUCAGCAAUCACAACAGCUCCCCUCUAUGAGACCUUCGCAGACUCCAGCAGCUCGUCGUCUACAGAGGAGCCGAGAACACUUGGGCUUCCAAAGACAUGACUUGCUCGUGGCAAUGCGAGUGAUCAAUAACAUCGAGCGUGAGAUGCUGCAAGCCGAGUGGGAGAACUGGCUCUUAGAAGAGAACGUCAAAUGCAAGCAUUUAGGGGCUAUGCUGAGUCACAACACUACAGGGAAAAAGAACAGUGGGCAACAUGUUUUGGAUGGCGAAUCCAGACACCUCGAGGAGGUCCGGGCGUGGCAGAAGCAAUACUGCGACAGCUGUAACAAAGAGCUGGAAACCGUGGUGAUUUGA
Letharia columbiana is the source of this 4260-nucleotide messenger RNA. RefSeq lists its product as uncharacterized. Gene Ontology annotation, molecular function: protein binding. NCBI's taxonomy places the organism in Eukaryota, Fungi, Ascomycota, Lecanoromycetes, Lecanorales, Parmeliaceae. Gene Ontology annotation, cellular component: plasma membrane; endoplasmic reticulum; cytoplasm. The transcript is spliced from 8 exons. The record is from RefSeq and is a predicted model, not a curated record. Bases 1 to 4260 code for a protein of 1419 amino acids.